UUUGUCUCUCUCCCUUUUCAGAUGCAACAUGUAGCGCUCCACCUGAAGUUACCAAUGCUGAUAUUGUAAAUAAUAAGGAGGGAAGGUAUCUGCCUGGUGCUAGAGUGCAAUAUAAAUGUCAGGAAGGAUUUGAAAGUAUGGAAUUAAAUUAUGUAAUUUGUGAAAAUGGAGAAUGGUCCCAACCACCAAUUUGCAAAGAUAUGAGAUGUGCACCUGCACCGGAGAUUUCUGAUGGUAAGAUUCUAGGUGCUAAACAGCGAAACUAUUUCCCUGGCGAGAGGGUGCGUUAUCGAUGUACACAAGGUCUGAGCCUUAUUGGGUCUCCAACGGUAACAUGUAAGCAAGGGAAGUGGUCCCAACCACCAGAAUGCAGAGAGGCUGCUGGAAAGUGUGGGCCCCCGCCUGGUAUUGAUAAUGGAGACACCAUUGCCUUUGCACAGCCAGUAUAUGAAUCAGGUUCAAGUGUGGAAUAUAGAUGCAAAAGUUUACACGUAAUGAGGGGAUCUCCAUUUGUUCACUGCGAAUCUGGCCAAUGGACAAACCCACCAGUUUGCUUAGAGCCAUGUACAGCAUCCCCAGAAGAGAUGGAAAAAAACAAUAUUGACCUGAAAUGGAGGGAGACCACUAAAUUGUAUUCAGAAAGUGGAGAUUUUAUUGAAUUUGACUGUAAAUGGGGAUAUGAGAGGGAUCCACUGUCUUCUGGAUUUAGAGUACAGUGUGUGGAGGGGAAAUUAGCAUAUCCUAAAUGUAAGAAAAGAGGCACUUCAGGAUGAAUAAAAAGAAGCAUCAAGCAGAUAAUUUUAAGUCAGAUCUAAGGAUCAAAUCCAUUGACCAGUUAUUUGUAAUGUUCACAUAUUAUGUCCUUUGUCAGUAUUUUAGAUUAAAUUGAUAUGUAUCAGUUCAGUCCCUUUUUUUAUCAUUGGUCACAACGGUUUAAAAUAUACAAUCAUAAAAUAGUAACAACAGAUGGGCAAAUAAUUUCAAACUCAGAUCAAACUACAGAUUGUUAUGAUAUUUGGAAAAGGAAACUUUAAGGGAAAUUGUACACAUCUGCACAUCCUGAAUUACACACUUCUUGCUUCCUGAAACAGAAAGCAGCAGUAUUUCCCUCUGGCCCAAAUCAGGAACUCCAGGAAGUCUCAUUAGAAACAUUAAUCUUGACAGAUUGUUAGCCCAAUCACCACAACAGAAAGUUUCGGAUAUGCAUGGAGGCUUUUUUGAGUUCUGCCCAUCGCUGUUAGCUGUUGGUGAUCAUUCUUCCAAAUGUUUUAGUCCAUGCAACCAAAAAUUUAUCCUGUCAUCUACCACAGUUGUACAGAAAACACUGACUUCUCUGGUUGAAGUUUAAACUCAUAAUGUCUUAAUUAUUUUUCCUUUUUAAAAUUAAAUAUUUGUAUGAUUCAUUUA
Molecule: messenger RNA, 1407 nt
Organism: Terrapene triunguis (Three-toed box turtle)
Lineage: Eukaryota; Metazoa; Chordata; Testudines; Emydidae
Product: complement factor H-related protein 1-like
Exons: 5
Coding region: 138-773 (211 amino acids)
Source: RefSeq, a predicted model, not a curated record